AAUAAAAUAUUUUCCACCUAAAAAAAUGUUAAAGCUUUUAAGACAAAGACUCUCUCUCAGAAACACACACAGAGACACAGAAACAGAGAGGAGUCAGGUGAGGAUGAUGGUGCAGUUGGUGUUAUUGUACAAAGCCCCACUCCUGCACGCUUCGCUCUCCCUCUUCCUCGCGUUCUUCAUCGCAUUCUUCAGGCUCCCAAUUCUCUUCCUUUACGCUCUCCAAACCUACAUCCACCCCGAUGCCCAACCCUCCACCUCCAACGGCCUUCGUGCUGCCAUUCGCCGCCCUAGCGCCCCCGAAGGCCCUGCUCCCGACCUCAGAAAGCGGUCCAAGAAUAAGGACAAGCUCGAUUUCGACGAGAAGAAUGCCCAGAUCUUCAGGCUCAGGCUCGACCAUGCUCACCUUCAAUCCCGCCUCUACAUCGAUCAAUACUGCGUUGCGUUCACCGUCUCCUUCGUUACCCUCUCUUCCCUCUUCCUUCACUCUUACUUGGGUUCCGAUACCAAUUCUGGCUUCUUCGUGAGUGGUGCUUUCGUUCCGAUUCUGUUGUCAAGUUUGAGCCUUUACAUGUGGGUCAUGAUGCUUGCGAGGCUCACUUUCGAGAGAUCCGCGUCCAGGAGAUCCGAGAAGCAGCUCAGUGUUCUUUUUGGUAUUUUCGGGAUUUUUGUGGGGAUUUUGGGUUUGGAUCACACCUCUUCGUUGCUUUUAGACCUCCAUUUUGCUGGUCUUGAUGGGUUCUGGAAGGUUCUCUUUGCUUUAUUUAUGAAAUUUCUUUCAUUGGUGUUGUUCAUUUCUGCUGCUAGAAUUGCACGUUCCUUUUGGCUUGGAACUGAUCAGAUUCGUUGCAAUUUGUCCAUGAUCACUUGUGGAUGGUUUGGUCGCACCAUCCUUUACGCAAACCAACUGUUUGUUAUAUUUACUGCUUUGAUUUGGAUUAAGCCUUUAGCUGAGAUUUUCGUGAACAACUCAAACUUCAACAAUAACAAUAGUAAGGGUGGCAGUGAAGUUGGCAAUGCAGAGAAAUUGUUGGGAAACUUGGGGUUUUCACCUUCUGAUUUCGGGAACUUUAGGUGGUGGUGCUUGUUUGGGUCUAGUUUGUUGCAGAUUGUGGCAUUAAGGCCAAGCCUUCAGAUGUAUCUGAAUGAAGCUCUUUUAUCUUGGUACCAAAGGCUCCAUGCUAGUAAGGUUCCUGACUUGGAUUAUAGCAGGGCAAAGAUGUUUCUGCAUAAUCACUACUUGUGCCUUGUGGUUUUGCAGUUCCUUGGCCCACCUGUGCUGGUACUUCUCUUUCUUGGGUUAUCUCAGAUUGAUGUUCCUUCUAUUGCAAACCUCCCAUUAUUGAGUGAUUUACUUCCUAGCUCUACAUUAGUCAAGGGAGUUGCUUUGUUUUUGUCGUGGUGGAUAACCUUCCUUUAUGCAAUAUUCUCUUCAGUGAUGCUUCUGCUUCAUCGCCAUUGUGUGUUAUACAUUUCUUGAGCCCUUUUGUUUUGUUGAGGGCGUUUUCCCUUGGGCCUUUCGGUGAGCCUUUCAUUGUAAGUUGAAUACACUUUCAUAGAGUUUUUCAGCGGAGUGUUGAAUUUAUAGCUGAAGUUUUGUAGCUUA
Molecule: messenger RNA, 1603 nt
Organism: Arachis duranensis
Lineage: Eukaryota; Viridiplantae; Streptophyta; Magnoliopsida; Fabales; Fabaceae
Exons: 1
Coding region: 26-1477 (483 amino acids)
Source: RefSeq, a predicted model, not a curated record